AUUCUGAUCCAAAAUAUUGUCGUACAUUAAAUGAAGAUGAAAAAAAUGAAUUAAGAAUAUUCAAUGAACAACAACGACAUAAUGCACUUGGUCGUGGUUCAGCUAUGCAAUUGCCAUUGACACAAUCACCUUUGCCAUGUCGUGGAUGUCAAAAAUUGAUUGAUUCUGGUUCGCUAUGUGUAUUUGCCGAACGAGCCGGUCGAUCUGGUCUUUGGCAUCCACAAUGUUUUAAUUGUACACAAUGCAAAGAAUUUCUUGUUAAUUUAAUAUAUUAUUAUAAAGAUGGUCAACUUUAUUGUGGACGACAUCAUGCUGAAUUAUAUAAACCACGAUGUACAGCAUGUGAUGAGAUAAUCUUUAGUGACGAAUGCACUGAAGCAGAAGGUUAUAGUUGGCAUAUGGAUCAUUUUUGUUGUUCAAAUUGUCAAAAACGUUUAGGUGGUGAACGUUAUGUAAUGCGUCAAACUCAACCAUUUUGUUUAAAUUGUUUUGAAACUAUGUAUGCUGAAUAUUGUGAUACAUGUGGUGAACGUAUUGAAACUGAUCAAGCACAAAUGGCACAUGAAUCUCAACAUUGGCAUGCUACAGAUGCUUGUUUUUAUUGUUAUACAUGUCGUAUUCCACUACAUAAUCGUGGGUUUUUUCCACGUUACGGUGCACUUUUUUGUUCAAAUGAUUGUGCAACACAACGAAAUAAUCGUUUAAUUAAUACAAAAUUAAUACAACCAAAUAAAUUUCAACAAGGUCCUGAUCUUAUUCCUACAUCUUAUACACACACAAAUCAACAUGUUAGAAUUCUUCCUGCUCGUCCUAAACUUACCAAUAAUCAUCAUCAACAACAACCACCACCACCACUACCACAACAUCAAAUACAAUCGAAUCGACGAAUUAAAGAAUCAACUGGUUAUGUAUCUGAUGGUGCUGGUGUACAAAAAUCGAAACGUGAUUAUAAUAAUGGUUAUUUAUCAGAUGCUACUGGUAGUCGUCGAUAUAAUCGUCAUCAACAAUCACAAGUAUUUCUUCAAUAUCAAACAUCUCCACCCAAUGAUCCUCAUCAACAACAAAUUAAUAUAACACGAAGUCGUUCACGUGAACCAAUACAAUUUUAUAAUGAUUUAAAUCUUGAACAACUUGAUCGACAUGGUGCAACAUUAGAAAUUGCACGUUGUUCAACAUCAAAAUCAUCACGUGCAUCAUUACCUGAUUUAAGCCAUAAAUCUAUAUCAAAACCAAAAGUAAAACCUUAUCCAACAAUAUCACAAGAAACAUUAGUUGAUCAACCGAAUCAUAUGAAAAAUUUUGAUUCAAAUGAAAUUAUGUAUCCAAUAUCACGGCCUAAAUCAUCGACAACAACAGCAACAACAUCAUCACAAUUUCCACGUUCACGUUCGUUAAAUGGUUCGGCACGUUUUACAAAACAACAUCAUGUUCGUUUUGUUGAUGAUGACAAAGAUAAAUCAUAUAAACGUUCGCCAACAAUGAGCUAUCGUUCAAAGAAAAAUUUCUCAUCAAUACGUCGUUCAUCAUCAUCGUCAUCUUCAGAUGAUGAUAACGAUGAUCAAGAUGAUAUUAAUUCACUUUAUUAUCAAUAUGAUAUACAUGGUAAUCGUCUUCGAAAACCAUUAAAUUAUGGAACUAAAAUUAGUUAUGUUGAUGAAUGUGGUCUUGGAGUUAAUACAAUCAAUCCAAAUUUAAUGAAGAAAUCGAUGACAUUGAGUAAAAAAGAGAAGAAAACAAAUAGUGGACGAAGGAAAAAAGAUUGUAUUAUAAGUUAA
Adineta steineri is the source of this 1775-nucleotide messenger RNA. Lineage: Eukaryota; Metazoa; Rotifera; Eurotatoria; Adinetida; Adinetidae. The record is from the annotation of a GenBank genome assembly.